Molecule: messenger RNA, 1055 nt
Organism: Myodes glareolus (Bank vole)
Lineage: Eukaryota; Metazoa; Chordata; Mammalia; Rodentia; Cricetidae
Product: protein LEG1 homolog
Source: RefSeq, a predicted model, not a curated record
AUGGGCCUGCAGGCUGAAGAUGGAUGCUGCAAUACUAGUGGAGAUAUAGCAGCAUUUCCAGUGAAGGAUAACAAAAUCAUCAUUAAUAUCUGGAAUUAUGUGGAUCGACUACAGAUGUAUAAGAUUCUCAUAACACAAACAAACAAAUAUUUUGUGCAUAUUGGAGCAAAUGAUACAGGCAACGUACUGUGGGCUCUCACCUUAACUUAUGGAAAGCUAUAUAAAACAGGUAGAUUUUCAGACCCUUCCAGUAACUCAGCAUAUGUUUACGAUGCUGGAUCGCCUGGCUAUAUAUCAGUCAAGAGUGGCUGGGGAGGUAUUAACUUCUUUGUGAUUGUUAUGAAUUUCCUUGCUGCAGUAGAAUCAAAGUUUUUGAAUGUACCACAUGAGAUAAUGCUAGCAUCUCGAGGGGAAAACAAGUCUGACUUCUGUUAUUCUGUAAAGGAAUGCAGGGCAUCAUACCCAGAAGCUAUGGAUGCAGCCGUAGAGUUUUAUCGGUAUUUACAGUCCACGAGGCCAGCUCUUGGCAGUGUUUCUGUUUAUAACACAAGUGAAGAUAGAGCAACCCAUCUAAUGUGGAAGGCCCAUCGGGCAGCUAUUGAUACUGGAUUACCAAAGUUCUCUAACAUGUCAUGGUACUCUUCAGUAUCUGAAAGAAACUUCACCGUGGACUUUCUAAACUUCAUGGAGUUUUGUGAGAACACAAUAUACCACUCAGAUUUUAAUUCUUCAAAAUCCUUUCUUUUGGGUUUCCCACGCAAGCUACUUAAAGAUGGAGAAAACAUAGCUUCAAACAAGAACUUCAGAACACGGGAAAAGGCAUUUCUUACUUUAGUAAAAUUUAUGCCUUAUCUAAAUAAAGUCACAGAUGGCUGGUUCUUUAUGGUUUGGAAGUCGACUGUGGAAUCUACAGAACUACGUUAUGCUUUGGGACGUUUUCUUAUUGAAACGCUACUGUUAAUGCCCCUUAAAGCAUAGACAAAAAUUAUUUCAUUACAUGUUGGAAAUUUUAAUUCCAUAUUAGAAUGCAAUUAAAUAUUAUAGUCAGUAUUUUA